Messenger RNA from Andrographis paniculata, 3539 nucleotides. RefSeq lists its product as uncharacterized. The record is from RefSeq and is a predicted model, not a curated record. The transcript has 5 exons. Lineage: Eukaryota; Viridiplantae; Streptophyta; Magnoliopsida; Lamiales; Acanthaceae. Gene Ontology annotation, molecular function: protein binding. Gene Ontology annotation, cellular component: cytoplasm. Bases 34 to 2115 code for a protein of 693 amino acids.
UCUGAAACCCUAAACCUUCCGAUUCUCUCGGCUAUGGCGAUGCCGAUUGUUUCCGGGGAUCAGUACCUGGAAUCGCUCGUGAAAUUCGUGGAGAACGAGGCGGAGGAGCUCAUUGAAGGGAAGCUGGUUUUGAAGCUGAAUCCAAUGGGUUUGCGGUACGUGCAGUCGAGGCUGGAGGCGCUGGAGGAGCUGGAGAGCUUGUCGGUGGGAGCGCCGGUAGAUUAUUUGAGGGCGUAUGUUUCUGAUUUGGGUGAUCACCGCGCGCUCGAGCAGUUGCGGAGGAUUCUGUGCUUGCUUCCGUCUUUGAAGCUUGUCUCUGUUCUGUCGCCGCCGGCGAGAGACCCGACGCCUCUGAUUUUGUUGCCGUUUUGGAGGUUGAAGGUUUUGGAAUUGCAUGGAUGUGAUUUGUCGACGUCGGCGGCCAAGGGGUUGCUCGAGCUGAGGUUUUCGCUCGAGAAACUGAUUUGUCAUAACUCUACAGAUGCAUUGCGGCAUGUAUUUGCUAGUAGAAUUGCAGAGAUAAAGGAUUCAAACCAGUGGAACAGAUUGUCUUCUGUUUCGUGUGCGUGGAAUGGUUUGGUUCUGAUGGAUGAGUCCUUGCAGCUUCUUCCGGAAGUUGAAACUCUUGAUCUUAGUCGGAACAAAUUUGCAAAGGCUAUCAAUCUUCAGAGGUGCACCAAAUUAAAGCAUCUGGACCUGGGAUUCAACAGCCUAAGAAGUAUCGAAUCACUUACUGAGGUCUCUUGUGGAAUUGUUAAGCUUGUGCUGAGGAACAAUGCUUUGACCAAAUUGCAUGGAAUAGAACACAUGAAGUCACUUGAGGGGCUCGAUCUAUCAUACAAUGUCAUUUCAAGAUUCUCGGAGGUUGAGAUCCUUUCUGGGCUUCCAUCUCUUCGAAACUUAUGGUUAGAAGGAAAUCCUGUCUGUUUUGCCAGAUGGUUUCGCCCCCAAGUUUUUAGCCUUUUUCCUCAUCCACAGAAUCUUAACCUGGAUGAGAAGAGAAUCUCUGCUUGUGAGUCAAUGAAGCGGCAGGUUAUAGUUGCACUUAGGAAAAAGCGGCCUUCUAGUUUUGGAUUUUAUUCACCAGCCAAAGAUAAUGCAGAUUCAGUGAAGAGUGUAUUUACUAAAAGGAAGCGGAUGUCUCGUCUUGUCAAUUUGGAGAGUGAAGGGCAAAGACCGUAUGUAUGUUCUCGUCGAGAUUCAGCAUCUAAUGAGAAUGAGAUUCAAAGAAGAAAUGAGAAUGGUAUUUCAGUUGGGGAAGCUGAUAUAGAACAGCUAGGACAGAAAAUUGAUUUCAUGAAAAAGGAAUAUUCUGCUUUAUGGUUGCUGGAAUUUGAAAAGUGGAUGAACCAAACCAAAGGCAAUAUUGUUGAUGAUUGUAAAUCAACUAAUUUUACCUUGUUCAAGGAAACAAAGAUUCAUAAGGAAGGUGAGAAACAAGAUAAAGUUGUGUGUGAUUAUAUCCAGUUGUCUCGGGGUGAGGUUAACACAGCUGUUCUAGAUUCUGAUGCCCUCUUAGUAGAUGCAUCGGCCUCUGCUAGUAGAUGGCAGAGAUCUCAUCUAACUUCUGAAACAGCUUCGAAAAAUGAUGUGGUUCACGUUAGAAAUAAACCUUUAGCAAACCAGUUGAAUUUAAGUCAGGGAGGACCUAGAACCUUAAAUAGUGAUUUCUUUGGAUCUUCGGAUGCUGGAAACAUGCAUUGUACCGAACCUUCAGAACGGAGAGGGGACAACAUGAAUGUCAAGAAUGCAAUUCUCUCAACUGCAAUUAACAAUACAACUGCAUUCUCUUCAGCCUUGACUUUCUCUGGAUCUCCCCCUCAUUACCAAGAAAGUGUUCUACAUCAAUGCCAUGAUCCAGAAAAGGAACUUCUGCAGGGAUCUUCUGAAUCCCUGUCAUUGGCCUCAUCUGAUGGCAAAACAAGUCGUAGUGAAGAUGAUUAUGCAGAAUUUGGCUUUUCUGUAUCUCUGGAUGAUCAAUAUGCUAUUGACAGCUUGUCUCGAAGGAAUCUAAAAGGUUUUUUUCUAUGUUCUGAUGAAGAUGAUACGGGUGAUGCAUAUCAUGACAGAAAGUUGUCACUGGAGCAAAAUGGGGAGCACAUCGUGUCAUACUGAAGGACAUUUCAUCAGUAUUGAAGGUAGAGAUUUGGAACGUCAAACCACGCCUGCAUAUCUUCACAAAUGCUGAGGCCCAUGAACGAUGGUGAUUAAAUUAAGUGUGUUUUAGUAUUGAGUAAAAUGAUGGGAGAAUGCAAAAUGUAAAAGAGUGCUCAAAAGAAGGAUGAUUUCCUUGUAUUCAGUGUUAUUCCCUUAUUGACACCGAAACAUCAUAGAAGGACUUGAUCGGAUAGAGAUCUACAGAAGUGUAAUAAAGUUUGAAAAUAAAGAUGCAUGUUUUGCCAACGAUACGUGGAAAUUAAUUCUAGAAAAUUUUCUGCAGCGAAAACAUACUUGAUGUGUCUGGCAACUGUGACAGUGGAAAUUGUUUCGGUGUUAGAACAUCAAAUGUUGGGAAAGAUAAGUUCAUUGAAAUUAUUGUUUAUCUGACCAUCGCUAUUCCUGGAGCUAAUGAAAAUCUGAUUGAAGUAUAUGGCACUGGAAUUGCCUGUUCCUGGAUAUAUCAGAGGACAAUUAGAAGAAUUUUCUUAUUUUUAACUAUCUGAAAAUCCAUAUACAACUUGCAUAUUAUAUGGCCUUUACCUCAGUUUCAACAUAUUUUGUGAGGUUUUUACUUUGUACUAUCCCUUACAAUAUCGUACCCUUUGUAAAUACAUGAGCUACUUCUUAUGAGUUUAAUAUCGGCUCUCAGAUAGUUAUUCUUGGCUGUAGGGUAUUCAAAUUGUGCUUAAUAGAAAUCACAUCAUCAAGUUGUGAUUAUUUAUUUAUUUAUUUUGGUCUUAUGGAAGGAUGUAAUCCUCUCACAGCAUUGUUGGAGAACCUGCUAUGAAUAAAGCACGUAAAUGAAGUGUAUUGGUAGAGCAUAUUAUAUGUCAAUACCAAAACUUCUAAUGUUUUAAUGUGGCCAUUGGAUUCUGAUAUCUAUAAUGUUUCUGUAAUGAAUGUAUCUAAUCCUGUCACACAACACUUCAUUGACAAUUUUAAUACCUAUCUCAUCUGUAUGUGUAUUUGCUUACUUAUGUGACUUAUAUUAUAAGCUCUAUUGGUGCAAGCCAGUACUGAAGGAUCGCUGAUAUGAAGUCAAAAGUUUAGAACUUGUUUCUUUGAAUCAUAUACAUUAGGAGCUAAACUUUAUUUUUGCGUCGAUGACAUUUGAUUGCAUGUACUAGGAAAGUCAUUGACCUUUGCAAGAUGCCAUGUGCAUUCUUGAUGCUUAUGGUUUAUUUGUAUAAGUGCACUUCAUGUUAUAUUUUGACUUAUCAAGGUGGGGUUUUAAGAUUAUUUAAAAGUUCACCCUCUUCCCCAUUUUAGAUUUAUGGAGAAGUAAUUUUGUUAUGGAGCAGCAUAACUUUAUAAUAUACUUAUUGCAGAUGCAUAGCUUAUGCUUAUACAUACACUUCACUCUCUCUUUUUCGUAUUUU